Molecule: messenger RNA, 1277 nt
Organism: Triticum aestivum (bread wheat)
Lineage: Eukaryota; Viridiplantae; Streptophyta; Magnoliopsida; Poales; Poaceae
Product: dihydrolipoyllysine-residue acetyltransferase component of acetoin cleaving system
Exons: 2
Coding region: 145-1125 (326 amino acids)
Source: RefSeq, a predicted model, not a curated record
AAACCUAAUACUACUAUUGGACGGGAACAAGCAGACACACAGACUAUAAGACGCACGUCGAGGCAGACAGACAUCGCAGAAGAAGCAGAGCUUGACAGAGCUGAGCAGAGCGAGAGAGAGACAGACAGACACAUAGAGAGAGCAAUGGGGUUCGGCGUGGUGUCCCUCCUCAACGCGGUGUUCCGCCGGGCCUUCACCUCGGCCGGCCUCCGGCCAAGCUCCGUCGCCGUCGACGCCGACACCACGCUCCACUUCUGGGCGCACCCCUCCCUCCUCUCCUCCCCCGACGCCGAAUCCAAGCAGCAGCGGGGGCGGCGGCCGGUGGUGGUGCUGAUCCACGGCUUCGGCCCGGACCCGACGUGGCAGUGGGCGGCGCAGGCGGGCCCGCUGUCCAAGCACUUCGACCUCAUCGUGCCCACGCUGCUCUUCUUCGGCGCGUCCACCACGCGGGCCCCGGGCCGCUCCGACGCGUUCCAGGCGGCCGCCAUCGCCCAGCUCCUCGCCAGCGACAGCCUCGUCGGCGGGGAGGGGCGCGUCGUGCACGUGGUGGGCACCAGCUACGGCGGGCUGGUGGCGUACCACCUGGCGCGGGCGCUGCAGCAGGGAGGAGGGGCGUGGACGGUGGGGAAGGUGGCGGUGUGCAGCUCGGACCUGGCCAAGGGGCCCGAGGACGACCGGGCGCUGGCGGCCAAGGGCGGCGUGGCGGACGUGACGGAGCUGAUGGUGCCGGCGGACACCAAGGCGCUGCGGCGGCUGAUGGACAUCUGCGCCCACGGCCCGCCCAAGUACCUCCCCGAGUGCCUCGCCCGCGACCUCCUCCGGAAGUGCUUCGCCGUCCAGAGAGAGGGGAAGAUCGAGCUGAUCAAGGGGAUCGCCUCCGGGCACGGCUUCCAGAUCACCCCUCUCCCUCAGGAGGUGCUGAUCGUGUGGGGCGAGUUCGACCAGAUCUUCCCGGUGGCCAAGGCGCACAAGGUGAAGGAGAAGCUCGGGGAGAAGGCGACGGUGAGGAUCAUCCCCAACACGGGCCACCUGCCGCAGCAGGAGGACUCCAAGCUCUUCAACCAGAUCCUCCUCGACUUCCUCCUCCCUCCGCCUUCCUCCUCCAAUGGCAACGCCGCCAAAUAGUAGUAGCUAGCUAGAGAGGCUGCCGCUUGAUUUCAUGCAGGUGUGUCACGUAUGUGGUGUAAGUGGCACUGUGGCAGCACUGCCGCUUGAUCGGUACGAGACUCUUUCGUCUUUAUUUUACUUUGAAAUGAGAGGAUCAGUACGUAUUGACA